Closterium sp. NIES-65 is the source of this 1696-nucleotide messenger RNA. The record is from the annotation of a GenBank genome assembly. Lineage: Eukaryota; Viridiplantae; Streptophyta; Zygnematophyceae; Desmidiales; Closteriaceae.
CACCAUCACCAUCCUCGUCAUUGGCUCACUCACUGCUCUGCUCGUGCUGCUGGGAUUAGUUGCCGGCUUCUUACAGUGGGCUGUUGCAUCACACAUACUCGUUAGCCUUAUUUGGGCUAUGGGGUUCAUCACAUGGAGUACUGUCACCCUCUGCCUCCUCUCCACUCUCUUUGCGGGCGACACGAGUGCGGCCAUGUGGCAGGUGUCACAGCAGGACCCAGUAGGCAACUCCUCCAUGCAGCAGUGGCUGCCUUGCGCCCGGGCAAGCGACGUGCGCCAGGCCAUCAACACCACCGUGACUGCUCUCGCUGCAUCGGUCUCCCUGCUCAACACCUCUGUGGUCACGACCUACCCCCAGGUGUUGACCGCAGUCAACGCCACUGGCAUCUGCAACCCCUAUGCGGGCGGCGGCGCUGACCUCAGCUACGACGUCACCUCCUGCCCGCCCGGCACUCUGCCGCCCGCCGCAUUUUUCAAGGCACUCACCACACUCACCUGUACGAACGGUACAUGCGAGGUGCAUUUCCCCAACGGAACAGUCACGCUGCUGCAAGUGCCCCCAGCGGCGCUCUCUGCCCUGCAGAAUACCUCUGCUGCGCUCACACAGCUCAUAGACUCCGUGCCUGUGCUGCGUCAGAUCGCCAACUGUACCUACGUGAAGGAGAUCUGUGAGUAUGCAUCAGGGCUAGCAAGCAACAUGGAGAGGGAUUUCAACAUGCUGUGGUGGGGCUUCAUCGUCAUCUCAGUCGCCUCCAUGCUACUCGCGCUCGCCCUCCCCGUCUACAUCUUCCGUUCCGCCCACCCGCAAGCGGACCCACGACCCCAGCCACGAGCCCACGUGCAAGCCCAACCGCUGGCCCUGCCUCCCGGGGAGUCCUUCCUCUCUUCUCCUCCCCACACUCCUCCCCAUGAUAGCCCUUGUCCGCCUUGUGCUGCGGAUGGUCCGGAUUCUGCUGCCAGUGGCUCGGCUGGUGCUGCUGAUGGGAUGUCUCACAUGGAAGAUCUGCAGUUUGAGGAUGACAAGGACCAAUCGUCGCUCGCCAGGUCGAUGUCGUCAGCAGCAGAGACUCCCGCAGAUGUCCAGCCGCCUCGCAACCUGUCCGCUAAGCCAGAAUUGGGACCCUUGUCGUCGAAAAUACUGCCUCACCUAUUCAAAUUGUAUGGCUGCACCGCAAGAGAUGAGGACUUUGAAAUUUACUCUCCGGACGCAAAGUUCGACGAUCCCUUAAUGUCAGCUAAUGGGUUGAAUCAGAUCAAGUCAGCCUUUUACUCCAUGCAAGUGUUUUUUCAAGAGGGGAGAAUAGUGGAGUACACUUUAGAUGAGACAUCAACAGGAGAUGGCUCAGGAAUGGUGGUCAUGGACAAUAAGCAGAAUUACAAGGUCUGGGGCAGGCCUUUUGAUGUCGACUCGAGAAUCCAACUCAAGGUUGAAGGAGGGAAGGUGGUUCACCACGAAGAUUUGUGGAAUAAGAAGCCUUUAUGCAAGAACUACCAUCAACACGGGCUGCUCAUACAGACGGGGCAGAGGACGAUGGAGGGGCACAUGAACCGCCUGCUGGUUGCUGUGGAUAACCACCAGGUGGGGGAGGUGGAUAACCCCCUGGCGGGGGAGGAGGGUAGCCCCCUGGAGGGGGAGGGGGGUAACCCCCUGGAGGGGGAGGUGGGUACACAUAACCACCAGGUGGCACUCCUGUAA